Messenger RNA from Cylicocyclus nassatus, 1332 nucleotides. Lineage: Eukaryota; Metazoa; Nematoda; Chromadorea; Rhabditida; Strongylidae. The record is from the annotation of a GenBank genome assembly.
AUGUCAAACUCAUUCGAUUGGCAGGAAAAUUCACUGCAUGUAUGGAUGAUGGUAUCACGAGUACAAUUCUGGCUUAUACUUAUCAUUAUAUUCGUGUCAGUAGCCGUUAUUGCUAGGGCAAUGUUCACACUAUUUCAUCUGAAAAAGUCGCAUCACUUCCAAUUUCUCGUCUGGAUCGUUUUUGCCGAUCUCACCACAUUGCUCAUUAUUCUUGUAGACAUUAUGUCACAGUCGUUAUUCAUCGCCAUGAAAGGACCGAUCCUUUGCAAAGUGUUGGUGUUCAUCUCCAACGCUGCUGCCUGCUUUGUUAACUGGGUAUGGUUAGUGAUGUUCGUGCAACGAUGUGCUGCCAUAUUGUUCCCGUUGAAGAGAGAUCGACGAGGAUUUUUCGGCAUAUUGCUCAAUACAAAGAAGUUAAUACUCAUCACUGCCUUGCUGUCAGUUGUUACUCAGAGUUGGCCAUUGUUGCUUGUCACAGAACGAUAUGUCUCGACAGGAGAUGGGCUUAUUGCUGUGACGUGCGAAAGGGACACUAGGAUAAUGAGCGACCAAGGGUACAGAUGGGUAGCGCUGUUCGAAGCCCUCGUCACCUACCUUUGUCCAUUUCUCUGUACAAUCAGUGCUGAUGCGUUAGUUCUUUGUUGGGGACAGAAAAGCAAUAAGUUUACUGUAAUGUCAAGCGACUCAGUCUGUAAGCACGACCUACUGCAUGAGCCAAUGGAUGGACUUAAGAUACAGUCUAGGGAAAGCAUUCGAAUGAGCCAUCUGCGACGACAACGAGCAAUUCGCAGAUGUUUAUUUAUGGCUACGAUCCAAGUGAUUCUUAAUGCUCCUUACUACACUCUACAGCUCAUCGACGAGAUCUACUCGCUACAAAAGACCCCAUCCGGUCUCAUUCCGUAUUUGUAUAUGGACGCUGUUUUGUACUUGCUAUAUCUCUGCCAAUUUCCGCUAGUUUCGCUUUACAUUGCUACGCUCUACUCGGAUAUGAAAGCAGUAGACAAAACCAAACGUAUGCACUCAUCUUCCAUCUCAACGCAUCAGAACAGUGUACGAUACGAGCGAAAACCCGUCAGUGAACUUCGCAACAACGAAGUUUGUCAGCAAGAUGAACAAGCCAGUUGUCUCCAGAAUUGCGAAUAGACGGACCAUCAUAGCUGUCUGCGGGACCAGCCAACUUUACUCAGGUUUUCUAGCCAUAGAUGAGCUUUUUUGUAGUGUGUUAUCUCGUGUAUUUUCACUGUACCAUUUUCAUAAUGCAAAGAAAUUGAUUCGGGUAUACUGUAAUAAUCUUUCUUAUGAUCGACUCAUAAAUGAAAAUUUCUCUUAUUA